Molecule: messenger RNA, 4131 nt
Organism: Scedosporium apiospermum
Lineage: Eukaryota; Fungi; Ascomycota; Sordariomycetes; Microascales; Microascaceae
Product: Peroxisomal biogenesis factor 6
Exons: 2
Coding region: 1-4131 (1376 amino acids)
Biological process (GO): protein import into peroxisome matrix
Cellular component (GO): cytosol; peroxisomal membrane
Molecular function (GO): ATP hydrolysis activity; ATP binding
Source: RefSeq, a predicted model, not a curated record
AUGCUGGUUAGUAGAGUUCUCAAGUUCUUGGGAUCUUGCCAUUCGCACCUUGCUCGGCUUUCCGUCCUCUCUUCCCCCGUUCGUCUCGUCUUUCUAACGUGCCGACUUGGCCAUGUAGAAUCUCCUGAUGGCGAAGAUGAUACCGAGCCCACCGUCUUCCAUAUCGCCAUUACUCCCUGGACGCCGAAUUCCUCUGCGGCCGAUACGCCUUGGUCAAUUGUUCCGGUAGUACGGUCUUCUGAAAUAUCUGCCUCGACUAUUCGGUUCUCGCCCUCGUCGUCUGCACUCCAGACUUUCGCCAAGACUCUCCAAAAGGUCGCUCCUUCGAAGCUGUCGAGCCAUAUCAGGAGUGGCAUAGACAUAUUAGCUCUGGACGUGGUCGCCCUCGAGCUGGAUACGGUAUACGUCAAGCUCGAGAGCGAACUGACGAGGCGCUUGGAGAAUGGCGAAGGCACCUUCUAUAGGGACCGAUCAGCCAUCAAGGGCAAAUCCGCUGCGUCACCUAACCAACCCCCGCUUGAAACCGCGCUACGCGUUGCUCUCGGGGGGCUUACGGUUAUACAUAGUGGGGAUCUCUUCUCCCUACCGCUUCCCCCUCACCCAGUAACACACGUGCCUCCAAACCCUGGCGAGAUUCUUCUCUGCGAGCCCGUCUCGCAGGGGAUACUCUCGCCAAAUACGAGGAUUAUCCUAAGUCGUGGGAGGAUACAUGCUCCGAAACACUCUCGCCCGACCAUCUCUUCGAGCCGUGCUUUGGUCGAUGUGCGGGAGGAUGACGAAGAUACCAACGAAUUCUACUCCGCUUCCGAGGAACGUUACAAGACGGACGCCGACGGCCAAACUGAUGGUUUCGUAUCCGUUACCGAGAACGAGUCCGACGACACCGGUCUUAGCAACGACGACGAGGAUGACCUCUCGGAUGAUUCUAUGGAUGACAUGAUUUCGCUACACGCUCCUACGCUACCGCCGACCCUCGCCAGCGGUGUGUCGACCAUCCAGCCGGGAACUCCGACCACCAUUGGUCGUGGUAGGAGGGUAAACGGCAUCAGCACGCCUGGCUCUGUGUUCUCCAACUUCACCAAUUUCACCGCUACAACUGCUCGCCAAGACAGGCAUCGGGGCCGCCUCUUUAAGGCGAAUGGCUUGAUAGCACCUAUUCCGGACGAUUUGCUCCACCCGAAGCCAGCACCCGAGGACGAUGAAGAGGCGCGAGUCUAUGUCGAUGUCACUUCUCUAUCCAAAAUUGGCUGUUUCUCCGGCGACUGGGUACGCAUCGAAGCCUCCGAGGAACCCCCGGUUAACGGCUUCGGCGCAUUUGGUCUCGGCAGUUUCAACCACAAUGAAACGGAAGUAUCAAACUGGCGCCCUGUGAGGGUCUACAGUCUUCCCGAAAGCCAUUCGCGAAGGCCCAUGACGAGGAUUCCGAGUUCUCAGCGACACGACGGCAGGAGGCCUUCUUUUUUCGACUCCCAGGUCCCAAAACCGACGAGUCCGGCCGCGUACAUCUCUCCCAUCCUGCAGGCAAACCUAGACGGAGCUUCGUACGUUCGCAUCUCCGCCAUUAAGCGUGGCUCAUACCAAGGCAAGGGAACUUUGCCCAAGUUUACGAAUGCUUCCCGUCCACCGGAUGCGCGUGACAUUCGCAUCCAUCGCGUCAAAUCGCCAAUUACCACCGAGGGCGCAUACCAGACCGCCGUCCUGGGCGGUAUCAAGCGCUAUUUCGCACGCAAGAUUAGGCUCCUGCGCACCGGCGAUCUCCUUGCUAUACCCGUCGACGCUCGUCUCGGGAAGGCGAUGCGGGAGAGUUCUGACGGGGCCGAGGUUGAUGAUGUGAUGGCCCUUAGCGCCUCUGCUGCUGGAAAGGGAACCUCAACUGUUACCGCUGUCGCUUGGUUCAAGGUUGACCAUAUCCAGGUCAGCAAGUCAGAGGAGGGCGAGCAUGGUACUUUCGAGGAACUCUGGGGCUCCGUAGCGAGCGUGGAUAGUUUGUCGGUUAUGCUCAACGUGUCUGGCUUCGAGAUAAGCCGCAUUCCCGGCACGAAGGACAACCACUGGCAGUACUAUCUCGGUCUGAAGAAGGGGGCUAAGCCGCUCCCUGAUGCGCCGUCUACCUCAUCUUUGUCGGAGCCUGAGGUCAGAUACAUCUCGCCGAUACGGCGGCAACUGAGGGAGCUCAUUGCCACAGCCUCAAGCCAGAGGGCCAUUCAUCUAAAGAUGCCGCCCGUCGCCAUUCUCCUCGUGUCAACCCAUCGUGAUAUUGGAAAGGCGACAGUAGCCGAGGCCGCGUGUGCCGAUAUUGGUAUUCAUUCCUUUACUAUCGACUGUUACGACAUCCUUAGCGAGUCUGGUGGCAGUGGAGGCGACGUUAAGACCGAAGCAUACCUGACAACCAGGGCGGACCGCGCGAUCGGCUGCGGACCGGACUGCUGCGCACUGGUAAUACGGCAUAUUGAGACGCUCACAGCUGAGCGGAUCGCCACUUCACUCAAGGAUAUAUUGCAGAGCGUGCGCGUCCUCAUUGCGACGACGAACGAGGUGGACAAGAUCCCCGAUACCAUCCGAGGCAUGUUCACCCACGAGUUGGAGGUGCGAGCGCCCGACGAGACCGAGAGAGAGGGUAUCCUCAAAUCCGUGAUCAAUGACCGGGGCGUCAGCGUGGACCCCGCCGUCGAUCUUGGCAAUAUCGCGCUCAAGACUGCCGCACUCGUAGCGGGAGACCUCGUCGACGUCGUAGACCGCGCUGUCAUCGCGCAACAAUCCCGCCUCGAGCAAAUCACAAACGGCAGACCACCAACCUCGAGCUCCCUCAAACUCCCGGUCUCGGUGCGUGACGUCCAGGUUGCCGGCGGUCCCUUCUCCCGCUGUCUCAUCAAGGAGGACUUUGACGCAGCCGUCGACGCCGUCCGGAAGAACUUCUCCGACGCCAUCGGUGCCCCCAAGAUCCCCAGCGUGACGUGGGACGACGUCGGUGGCCUCAACAAUGUCAAGGACGCCAUCACGGAGACGAUCCAGCUCCCCCUCGAACGCCCCGAGCUCUUCGCCAAGGGUAUGAAGAAGCGGUCCGGCAUCCUCUUCUACGGCCCGCCCGGUACCGGCAAGACGCUCCUGGCCAAGGCCAUCGCCACCGAAUACAGUCUCAACUUCCUCAGCGUCAAGGGCCCCGAGCUCCUCAACAUGUACAUUGGUGAAUCCGAGGCCAAUGUCCGCCGCGUGUUCCAGCGGGCUCGCGACGCGCGCCCUUGCGUCGUCUUCUUUGAUGAGUUGGACUCCGUGGCACCCAAGCGAGGAAAUCAGGGCGAUAGCGGUGGUGUCAUGGACAGAAUCGUUUCCCAGAUCCUCGCUGAGCUCGAUGGUAUGUCGGGCGGCGAGGAUGAUGUCGGCGGCGUGUUUGUUAUCGGGGCGACGAAUCGGCCGGAUCUUUUGGACCCGGCGCUUUUGAGGCCGGGGAGGUUUGACAAGCUGCUUUAUUUGGGGGUUUCGGAUACGCGUGAUAAGCAGACUAAGAUUCUCGAGGCGUUGACUAGAAAGUUCGCUCUCCACCCGUCCGUCAUCCUCUCCAACAUCGCUGCACAACUCCCUUUCACCUACACCGGUGCCGACUUUUACGCACUCUGCACCGACGCCAUGCUCAAAGCCGUCACGCGACAAGCGGCCCACGUGGACACGCGCAUCAAGCGGCUCAACGCCUCCUCCGCGUCGGAAGGAAGGACGAUUUCCACAGCCUACUUUUUCGACCACAUCGCCACGGAGGAGGACUUGGCAGUGCAGGUUACGGAGGUGGAUUUCCUUGAAGCUCAGAAAGAACUUGUGCCUAGCGUUAGUGCCGGGGAGUUGGAGCAUUAUGAGAGGGUGAGGAGGACGUUUGAGGGGGAUAGGGCGGCUGGGGAUGGUGGGAAGGGGGAUAAAGGAAAAGGAAAGGUGGUGGACAAGGGGAAGGGCCUAGCUUCUCCGGUUGCGGCCGGUAAGGGCAAGGGGAAGGCCCUAGCGCUUCCGGGGUUUAGUGAUGGGGAUGACGAUGAAGACGAGGAAGACGGGGGAUUCGGGAGAGUGAAUGGGAGGUCGAAGGGGAAGGGAAAGGCGGUUGCUGGGUUCCAGGACGGAACGGCCAGUGAUGAUGAUGGGUUGUAUUGA